Messenger RNA from Rubroshorea leprosula, 823 nucleotides. Lineage: Eukaryota; Viridiplantae; Streptophyta; Magnoliopsida; Malvales; Dipterocarpaceae. The record is from the annotation of a GenBank genome assembly.
GCAUGGUCAAAACAAAAACUAACUAUGUGUAAUUUACAUAAACAAAAUAAUUUAACAAAUGAUUAUUAUUUUUUCAAAAUAAUAACCAUGCGGAUGAAGAUGGCAACUGGCAAGGAACAUUUCCUGAACCUUGGGCUUGGGUUCAAUGAUUCAAUCCACCUCUCAUAUUUGUACUACUUGUUUGGAUUGUCCAACCAAGACAACGGAGAAGUCAGCACUUACUACUGCCUACCCCAAAAUCGGCGGCGGCUUUCCAUCGACGGCGACGAAAUAGAAAUUGCCAACAAACUAGUGGGAUUAGCGACGAGAGCAGCAAGCAAUAACGUGGUGAUCGACGUGUUCUUGGUAACCCCAUUCGCGGCAUUGUGCGCGAGAUCAGUGAACCAGCAAAACAACAUUGAAAUCCCAGAGGCCGAGGAGGAAUCUCUGAUCAAAGCCAACAAGGCCAUGAUAAAGACCAUGUGAGAUUGGAAGCAGCAGCUCUUCGCCGAAGCCGUCCCUGUUUCCUUUCUCGUCCCUCUCGCCACACUCAAGGUCAUCUAUGGCGAAGCCCCAGCUCCUCAUAUCGAAGAUGCUGUGAAGGAAGAUGCAAAAUCCCCUUCCUCUGAAAUUGUAGUCUGAGUUCUGUUGGCUAGCCUUUGAGGAUCAUAGAAUUGUUAGAUACAAGACUGUUGAUAAUUGUACACGCAAUUAGACCAAUCACAGGUGUCCGAAUUAUUGAUGAAGGGCUGAAUUUCAUGUAUUAAUAACGUUUGCCUCAGUUUCUGCUGAAAUUUAUUUAAAGACGAAGAAAUUUAGAGUGUAUUAAACUCUUAUUUUGUUA